This is a messenger RNA of Oncorhynchus mykiss (rainbow trout), 1605 nucleotides long. RefSeq names its product ubiquitin-like protein 7. Lineage: Eukaryota; Metazoa; Chordata; Actinopteri; Salmoniformes; Salmonidae. Gene Ontology annotation, biological process: ubiquitin-dependent protein catabolic process. Gene Ontology annotation, cellular component: cytosol. The record is from RefSeq and is a predicted model, not a curated record. Gene Ontology annotation, molecular function: polyubiquitin modification-dependent protein binding.
AGCAAAUCGUGAGUCUGCAGUACAAUUUUGCAAUGUGUUUCAUGUAAAUCCAUUCGUGGAUUUCAUACGUUUUAGUGGAUGCCAUACGAACGUUAUUUUUGAAAACUUCAUCCAAACGCAACAACUCAUGAUGUCGGAGUGGCACCUGUCAUUGAAGCUGGUGGAUCAGCCCAAAUCCACCUUCCACUUCCCUGAGACGAUGCCUGGAGACGUGUCUCCCGGCGGGUACCGAGUCUCUACUCUGAAACAGCUCGUUGCAGCACAGCUUCCUGAUUCCCUACCGGACCCCGAACUCAUAGAGCUGGUACACUGUGGUCGCAAGUUGAAGGACGACCUGACUUUAGACUCCUGUGGGAUCCAGCCUGGAUCCACCCUGCACAUCCUCAAAAGGACCUGGCCUGAACCAGAAAUCAAUCCAGAGCCAGUGAACAGGACGACUGCAGCCAGGGAGUUCCGUGUGCUGCAGGCAGCCCUCCACUCCAACUCCACCUAUAGAGACUCGGUGUUUAAGAUGCUGACUAAUAAGGAGUCUCUAGAUCAGAUCAUUGUGGCCACGCCAGGGCUGAGAUCUGACCCGGUAGCACUAGGAGUGCUUCAAGACAAAGAUCUAUUUGUGCAAUUCACAGACCCUAACAUGCUGGAUGUGUUGAUCAGUUCUCACCCAGCCUUGGUCAAUGCCAUCAUCCUGGUCCUCCACUCAGUGGCUGGCAGCAUGCCUGCUCAGUCCAGCGCCGGCUCCUCCCGCAACGUCUCCUCCAGCUCCUACAGUGACAUGCCGGGAGGGUUUAUGUUUGAGGGCAUGUCUGAUGACGAUGAAGAUUUCCAAUCGGGAAAUCCGGCAGGCCCAUCCAACCGAACCGGGGGCCCAGCAGGAAUGCGGCCUGUGUCCCUUGGCCAUAGUGGAGCUACAGGCCCUCGACCCAUAACACAGAGUGAGCUGGCCACUGCCCUGGCCCUGGCCAGUACUCCUGAGAGCAGUGCUGUUACUCCCACUGCAGGGGCUCAGCAGGACCCCUCAUCUGGAGUGCCUCCCAUGCCAGCAGGGACUCCUGUCAGCAAUGACCUUUUCAGCCAGGCACUGCAGCAGGCUCUACAGGCCUCCAGCAUGUCCGGCAUGUCCUCUCUGCAGGGGCGUUGGCAGUCCCAGCUGCAGCAGCUGAGAGACAUGGGGAUCCAGGAUGAGGAGCUGAUGUUACGGGCGCUGCAGGCUACAGACGGGGACAUCCAGUCAGCUCUGGAGCUCAUCUUCGCUGGAGGUCCAGGACUCUGAGCCAAGCCAGGGCCCUGAGAGAGGAGAGUGCAGGGGGAAACGUCUCUACACAGACCCAAGCUGAUGGCUCUGGUCAUUCUGCCAUUAGGCUGUGAUAUGAGAGAGAGGAGAGUGCAGGGGGAAACGUCUCUACACAGACCCAAGCUGAUGCUCUGGUCAUUCUGCCAUUAGGCUGUGAUAUGGAUACUUAAAUGGACACAAUGCUUCAGACAUGAAGACCUCAUUACUACUCCUCUACCCUUUCAUACACAGCCUAAAUGGAACAACCUUUAAAUGGCUGGCAAAACAUUUCUUAUUUUUGUUUUUGACUUGUAAUAAAGAUAAACAUGUACCUU